GUGUCAACCGACCUCGUCAUCCUUUGCACAAAGCGAAUAAAACCUCAACACAUCAUCUUCCCCACUCACCACCUGCCGCCCCAUCACCCCUCUCUCAUACAAACCACUACAAUCACCCCUGAAUUACGGUGCUCGGAUCAUGACCGCGAAACAACCGAAAUCAAUUCUCAAGAAAACCCGAGAACCCUCUGCCCCUACCACAACCGUCGUUGGCAGCACGAUUGUUCGCACGGGUCCACCAACACCCCAAUCGAAGCCCCUCCCAACUCCUGAGGAAGCCCGAGCAAUUGCACUCUCUCACGCCCACUCAAUCCAAAUCCGCAAAGUCCUCGAGCUCUCAAUUUUAACCUCCUUGGAGCAAUUGGUAGACUUCCCACUUCCAGACAGCACUUCUACCGAUUUAAAAUGCCACCUCCGCUACUUCCAACCCUCGGACUUCGAUUCCUUAAUGGAGGAGCGAAGGAUCUGUGAUAAAUGCUCGUACCCGCUAUGCCCUAACCCCCCUAAGAGGUUAGCCGGUGGAGGGAAGUCUACCUAUGCCCUAGUAAACAAAGGGAAGAAAACUAUGAGGUUUGUGGAGAAAGAAAAACUCGAGCGAUUCUGCAGCGAUAUUUGUGCCCGGCAGGGAUUGUGGCUGAGGAUUCAACUGAACCCUGAGCCAGCUUGGACCAGAGCAGAAACAAUUAGCGAUGCUCAAGUCGAUGAUAAAGGUGCUGUUUCGGGAUUGGACCUCACGGGCGAGAAGUGGCGUGGUGGGCUUGAGUCUAAAAUCCUCUUGUUGGAGGAAGCGGAAGAGCAAAGACGGCAGGCAAAAUGGAACAACACUAGGGAAGCAGAUAUUAAAAAGCUUGAGGAGGAGCUGAUGGAGGUUGGGAUUAGUUUUGAAAAAGAAACUCGAGGGCCGAAGCAAAGCGAUUCCUUGUCCGUCGAUAUCAAGGAGAGGAAGAACGAAGCAGGCAUGGCCAACCCCCCAGAGUUAAUCUUGACAGAUGAGAAUGGCUCCAGAGUUCGUGCGAUCGAGGGGUAUACACCAAAGAUUGGCCCCGUGUAUACACGAAAAAUCAGUACCGAGAAGGGAGAAUAGUUGUAAAUUAGAGCAUAUAUCUGGCUUUCAGGACAAUACUUUUAGCUUGUUCUUUCUG
Tuber aestivum (summer truffle) is the source of this 1142-nucleotide messenger RNA. NCBI's taxonomy places the organism in Eukaryota, Fungi, Ascomycota, Pezizomycetes, Pezizales, Tuberaceae. The record is from the annotation of a GenBank genome assembly.